Molecule: messenger RNA, 1539 nt
Organism: Striga asiatica
Lineage: Eukaryota; Viridiplantae; Streptophyta; Magnoliopsida; Lamiales; Orobanchaceae
Source: the annotation of a GenBank genome assembly
AUGGCUAACAGAGAGCAGCGAGAUGUCAAUCAGGAUGCCUCCAUCAAGCGCAUUGAGACACAGUUGGGCCAAUUGGCUGCUCGGGUCAGAACUAUUGAGACCGAGAUGAACAAGGAAAAGUUGCCUAGUCAGCCCGAACAAGCUAAAGCCAUCACUGUACUCAGAAUCGAGAAGGAAGUGGACAACAAAGUGCAGAUGCCCGAGCCCGAAGAUCAUGAGACUCAUUCAGAAAAGAUCAAGGAAGCAAAGCCAGGGGAGGUGACAGAAGAGCCGGUGCUACAUAAGUCGCCGAAUCCAUAUAAGCUGCGUAUUCCUUUUCUGGACCGACUUAGGAACGAGAAGCAAGAGAAGCAGUUCUGGGAUCUUUUCAGCAUGCUCUCCAAAGUGAAUGUCAACUUGCCACUCCUCGAUGUGGUUAAGAAUAUGCCAUCAUAUGGUAAGUUCUUCAAGGACUUGGUGACCAAGAAGAGGAAGUUUGAGGAUGGAGAGAAGGUGGUGAUGUACGAGGCGGCAAGUGUCAUGCAGCACGACUUGCCCAAGAAUGAACGUGACCCCGGUGGUUUUAUUAUCAAGAUAGCCUUGGGAAACGGGAAGGUAGCUUUGAGGAUGCUUGACCUUGGACCUGGAAUAAAUCUCAUGCCCUUCUCGAUUUUUCAGAGGCUCGGCCUUUGGGAUUUGAGGCCGACUCGUAUGUGCCUCCAAUUGGCAAAUCGUUCCAUCAGGUACCCGAAGGGAAUAGUCGAGGAUGUGCUCGUGAAGGUGGGGAAGCUUAUCAUUCCAGUGGAUUUCGUUGUUCUAGACGUUGGGGAUGUGCACGAGAAUGGGAAGGAUCACACAAUCCUUCUAGGGAGACCUUUCAUGACGACGACUAACACGCUCAUCGAUGUGAAGAACGGGACUCUGAAUAUGACAGUUUUGGGGGAGACGGUGUCUAUUUCUAUCCGAGAGGCGAUGUCCUCAUCCUCAGUCAAUUUUGUAGAGGAACGUGCUUUCGUUGAUCUUGCUGACCCUUUUAUUGAUGAGAUGGUAUGUCAGGAGUUCGAGGAAGUACCGUUGCCGGCUUUCGAGGAAGAGGAAGAGCCUACAGUGGAGCUUUUUGAAGUAGGAGAAGGUCAUUCCUGGACUGAGGCCAUACUUGAGCUUAAGGAGCUGCCGAAGCACCUUAAGUAUGUCUUCUCAUAUGAUGCCCAACAGAAACCGGUGAUAAUCUUUGCUGAGCACGACAGUGAAGAAGAAGAAGAAGAGCUGAUAGCCAUGCUCCGAAAGAAUCAGAAAGCAAUCGGGUGGAGCCUGGGAGACAUCAAAGGGAUCAGUCCAUCUACAUGCAUGCACCGGAUUAUCUUGGAGGAGGGAGCCAAGCCAUUUCGGGAUAGCCAGCGACGGCUAAACUCGAAUAUGAUGGAGGUAGUGAAGAAGGAGGUGCUGAAACUUUUCUCUGAGGGAUUGAUCUAUCCAGUGGCGAGUAGUGAGUGGGUUAGCCCUAUUCAUGUGGUGCCAAAGAAGGGAGGCAUAACCGUAAUUUGUAAGAGUAUCAUAUAG